CUAGCGUGAGUGGCUGACCCAGCUCUAAACAAAGUUUUGAAGAAAAUUGAAUUGCGAUGCAUUUAGCCAAAAUUGGACUGUAGCAGCUACCCCAAACGACAGAGAACCAACGCAGAUCGCCCGUAGCCGCAGCCACAUGGAUACCAAGUCCAACGAUGACUCGGCUGGCAGUGACUCGCUGGACAAAUCUAUGCAAAUCAAGUGUGUGAUGGUAGAGACGACGGGGGACUCCAAUGUGGACACAAUGGCCUCACCUGAGGAGUUGGACAACUGCAGCCGGGAUUCCGCUGCGGAAUCGAUGGACAAAGGGGGCGCCGAGGCGGGAGCUGGAAAACAGGCGGAUCAAAAGACUGAAGCUGCGGCGGGGACGCGGGGCGAGGGCGACAGUCCGCCAAGCAGCGUAACCCCACCAGAACAUCCGGCCAGCAACUCGCCCACAUCCUCCUGCACUGCCUUCGAGACGAAAGUCAAGCUAAUCUCACAGAACCUCAAGGAAACUACUCUGGCCGAGAGUUCCGGCGCAUCAGUAUCGGCAUCCACGUCCGUCUCCAGCAACAGCAGCCUGCUAGAGCCGCAGACCUCCAACAAUUCCACUACAGACACAGAAUCCACCGCGUCCAACGUCCGCGUGAAGAAGGUGCGCUUCCAUCCAGACGUCAAGCAGAACGACGGUGGCACCUGGGUGAAAAAGAAGCGACGCUCCACGCAGACGAAACGGGCCUCCUCGCCCAGCGGCGCAAACUGUGAUGGCGAUGGCAUGGAGCUGGACGGCGAGGCCGAGGAAUACGAGGACAAUGAGGACGAAGAGGAGGAGGCGGAGGAGGAGUUCGACCUAGCCAAGACGAUCGCCGAGGCGGAGGAUUACCUUAAGCAGCACCCGUUGACAUUCGUACAGCGCGUUGAGCAGAACGGCGAGCGGCUGCAGGACGGACUGCUCAGCAUCGAGGACAUGCUGAACGAAGUUGGCGAGGAGGUGGUCACUGAGUUCAACGACGAGGACUUCUUCAGGCGCAUCAAGCCCGAGAAUGGCAUUGAACGAAUCCUGGGCAAGGAGACUAAGGCGGGCAAGGUCGAAUUUCUUUUGCGCUCCGAAAACCAGGGCCGACUUUUUUGGGAGUCGGAGGAGUUUAUUAAGCGUACGUGUCCCUCGCUGCUCAAGGCAUACGAAAAAAAUCGAGAACGACGUCAACAGCGUUUGAUGCACCACGUUGCCAAACGGCAGAGUCUGCGACAGCGAUACACGGAUUUCUAGUAGCGGCUACUUAGGUAUUAGGUUCUUAAUUAGGCUCCACAUAAGUAACAUUUUUGUAAAAUGAAGUAAAUGAUUUUCUUUUGUUGAACAAAAAUAA
This is a messenger RNA of Drosophila rhopaloa, 1349 nucleotides long. RefSeq names its product ras-interacting protein RIP3. The record is from RefSeq and is a predicted model, not a curated record. NCBI's taxonomy places the organism in Eukaryota, Metazoa, Arthropoda, Insecta, Diptera, Drosophilidae. The transcript has 3 exons. The coding region runs from base 137 to 1252 and encodes 371 amino acids.